This is a messenger RNA of Aureococcus anophagefferens, 972 nucleotides long. RefSeq lists its product as hypothetical. The record is from RefSeq and is a predicted model, not a curated record. Gene Ontology annotation, cellular component: cytosol. Bases 1 to 972 code for a protein of 323 amino acids. Gene Ontology annotation, molecular function: protein-folding chaperone binding. Lineage: Eukaryota; Pelagophyceae; Pelagomonadales; Pelagomonadaceae. The transcript has a single exon.
AUGGGCGAGAAGCCGGAGGAUGCGGCGAAGGACCUCUACAAGAUCCUCAACGUCGCGCGGGCGGCGAGCGAGGCGGAGAUCAAGAAGGCCUACCGCAAGCUGGCCAUGAAGUGGCACCCGGACAAGAACCCGGAGAACGCCGAGGAGGCGGCCCAGAAGUUCCAGGACAUCGGCGAGGCCUACAGCGUCCUGAGCGACAAGGCGAAGAAGGCCAUCUACGACCAGCACGGCUACGAGGCCCUGCGCGACGGCGUGCCCGACGACCAGGGCGGCAUGCGCGGCGGCUGGUCCUACAAGCAGAACGCCAAGGAGAUCUUCGAGAACUUCUUCGGCACCGCGAACCCCUUCGCGGAUUUCGGCUUCGGCGACUCGGUGCCGUUCGCGACGCGGCUGCGCAAGGUCGGCCCGAAGAAGAUGAGCCCCAUCCCCCGGGGCCUGGACUGCACCCUCGAGGAGCUCUUCAACGGCUGCGUGAAGAAGUUCCACGUCACGCGGAAGCGCCUCAAGGGCGCCGCGGACGAGGGCGCGGCGCCCGACUACGUCGACGAGACCAAGGCGCUGACCAUCGCCGUCAAGCCCGGCUGGAAGAAGGGCACGAAGGUGACCUUCGCCAACGAGGGCGACGCCGCGCCCAACGUCGUCCCCGCGGACAUCGUCUUCACGCUCAACGAGCUGCCCCACGGCACGUUCUCCCGCGAGGGCGCGAACCUCGUCUUCGUCGCGACGGUGGACCUCGCCGACGCGCUCUGCGGCACGACCAUCGAGGUCCCGACGCUCGACGGCCGCAAGCUCUCCGUGUCCUGCCCGGAGGUCGUCUCGCCGGGCUACGAGAAGACGGUCCCCGGCGAGGGCAUGCCCCUCUCGAAGACGCCCGACGUCCGGGGAAACCUCGUCAUCCGCUUCCACAUCGUCUUCCCCAAGUACCUCGAGCAGGCCCAGAAGGACACGCUCAAGAAGGUGCUCGCCAUGUAG